Messenger RNA from Pyrenophora tritici-repentis Pt-1C-BFP, 1683 nucleotides. RefSeq names its product SPS1, Serine-threonine protein kinase. Gene Ontology annotation, cellular component: cyclin/CDK positive transcription elongation factor complex; nucleus. Gene Ontology annotation, biological process: positive regulation of transcription elongation by RNA polymerase II; protein phosphorylation. Gene Ontology annotation, molecular function: cyclin binding; RNA polymerase II CTD heptapeptide repeat kinase activity; ATP binding. NCBI's taxonomy places the organism in Eukaryota, Fungi, Ascomycota, Dothideomycetes, Pleosporales, Pleosporaceae. The record is from RefSeq and is a predicted model, not a curated record.
AUGGCAAACUCGGCGAGUGCGACGCCCUCUCGUACACUGCAGCGCCGCUUCAAGGGAUGCAGCAAAAUCGGUGGUUACGAGAUGAUGCAGAAGCUUGGAGAGGGCACUUUUGGUGAAGUCCACAAGGCGCGCCAACUCUCUUCUGGCCACGUCUUCGCCCUUAAGAAGAUUUUGAUGCACAACGAAAAGGAUGGCUUUCCCAUCACGGCACUGCGAGAAAUCAAGCUGCUCAAGAUGCUCUCGCACGAGAACGUGUUGAAGCUAGAAGAGAUGGCUGUAGAGCGACCGAAGACUGAAGGCAGGAAACGCGCCAUUCUCUACAUGGUCACACCGUACAUGGACCACGAUCUCUCGGGUCUUCUCGACAAUCCUGAAGUCAGGUUUCAAGAAGCGCAGAUUAAGUGCUACAUGCUGCAACUUUUCAAGGGCCUGCGAUACCUCCAUGACAACCACAUCCUACACCGAGACAUGAAGGCCGCCAACCUGCUUAUCAACAAUCGCGGAAGAUUGCAAAUAGCGGAUUUUGGGUUGGCGAGACAUUAUGACGAGGCGGUACCACAACGAGGCAGGGGCAAUGGCGAAGCCAAGCGCGAGUACACAACCCUGGUCGUAACAAGAUGGUACCGGCCGCCGGAACUACUCCUACAGCUCCGCAAGUACACACCAGCCAUUGACAUGUGGGGAGCUGGCUGUGUCUUUGGUGAGAUGUUCAAGCGCAAGCCCAUCCUCGCCGGCCAGAGCGAUAUACAUCAGGCGCAAAUAAUAUUUGAGCUGGUGGGUUCGCCAAAUGACCAGAGCAUGCCCGGAUGGAAUGAGCUUCCAGGAGCUGAGCCUGUCCGCUCUUUCCCACCCCAUACCGGCAACAUCGCCCAACGGUUCCGCGAACUAUCGCCCAUUGGACUAUCGCUUAUAAAAGACCUCAUGAGGCUGGACUGGCGGAAACGAAUCAACGCCAUUGACGCCAUCGACCAUCCAUAUUUCCGAGAAUCUCCAUUACCCAUGCGAGAGGAAGACAUACCGCACUUUGCAGACUCGCACGAACUGGAUCGACGGAACGCCAGGGGUCAGAAACAAGCACUGCCUCCAGCACCCCAAGGUGGCACUGUGGGUGGAGGUCCCAACGGAGAAUGGAUGGGCCAAGGUCCGCCACCACAAGGAUGGCAAAAUGGUGAUCGUCGAUACGGCGGCCCACAAGACCGAGGGCCUCCUGGUGUUGAUAGAGGUCACAGAGGCGGCUACGACAGACGCCCGUAUGACCAGCGACCUCCCCCACCACCACCAGGCGAGCGAAGACCAAAUUGGGGCAACGGUGGAGAUCGUGGACAUGGCCUGCCUGCACCACCUGCAGAUGGCCGACACCCGCUCCCACCUGUACCUCGUUACGGCCCUGAUGGUGGCGACCGCCGCAGACAUCCACAUCCUGCCGCAGCUCCAGCUGGCGACACCUACAUACCCAGCUACGGUGCAGAAGGUCCUCGUCGCUCUCGCGAACCAGACGAUAGCCGAGCACGUCGCGGGUCCCGUGACUCUGGCAACUCUCGUGAAGGCUUUACCGAAGACCGUCCCGACCGUAGCCGCGCAUAUCGCGACCGCGCGCCCAACUUUGGAAGAGACAGGCGGGAUGGCCGGACACGAUCGCGUAGCCCGGACCGUAGGGGGGACCGCGGACGAGAUGACCGAUGA